UACUGCAAAAAUACCCGAGUCCACUAUUUUUUUAAACAGACAGUAGUAACAAAACUGCACAACUUGACGCAACUAUCUGCAUUUUAUAUCUAUGUUACAGAUGAAAACGAACAGAACUUAAAAUUUACGGAAAAAACUAAAAAGGUAUAAAUUAUAUUUGUUAUCAUUAUUUUGUAUUGCUUAGUUGCAAAUAGCGUAUCAGUAUCAUUUCAUGUUUCAAGAUACUGAUAAAAACAAGAAAAUAUCGAAUAUUACCAUCUAAAUUCUGUUUUUAAUGUUGUAGGUAAAAGGUGUGUUUACAAACACCGACAGUCUUGUAAAUCAAUUGACUAAAGAUCAGCGUCUCCUUGAACGUACAGAUGAUAAUGUUGCCAUAAGUAUUUAUAAUCAAUCUACAUCACAUACAACGUUGCUAAUCGUCGAACAGCAAAAAAACACUCAAAAUGCUAAAUUCUUAUAUUUUCAAAUGUUCAUCGAAGUUUUAUUAAACAGACUGCCGUACGCUAAUGAAAAAUCUAAACAAGAAUUAAUCGAAAUUUGGAAGCAGAAACAUUCUGAGGAUAGCAAAGGAUUUCAGGAGUUUCAACGUGAUUAUCGGUCGGAAAAAGCAAUUUACUGGUAUACAAGACCAACGUUCUUAUGUGAAACCAUAAAUGCAGUACUUCGAGGCAACGAUAUUGAUAUUUUAUUAGCAAUGCGUUCAUUUGUCAUCGAUCUAUAUGAGCAACUCACAGAAUUACAUCGAAAACAGUUUGGCAAUAUACAAAGCUCUAUUUUUCGAGUUUACCGUGGACAGUCACUGCCUAUUUCUGAUCUUGAUCUAAUUCGUAACAGUAUUGGUGGAUUCAUAUCGUUUAAUAGUUUUCUAUCCACAAGCAUCGAUAUUGAUUUGGCCUUAGGAUUUGCAGCUGCAAGUAAAACAGCAGCUGACUUAACGCAUUGUUUAUUACAAAUUGAUAUUGAUCCAAGGAUAACAAGCAUUGCAUUUGCAUCGAUAAAAGAUGAAAGCUAUUAUGAAGAUGAAAAUGAAGUAUUAAUUAAUUUAGGAUCAAUCUAUCGUGUCGAAAUCGUUGAAUAUGACCAACUGCGAGAAUUAUGGAUAAUUACGAUAACAUUGACUGAUCUCGAUAAUUAUGAUUUAAAAGGUCUACUAGAACAUAUGAAGAAAUCAGUAGGAAAGGGUAUCACCGCUCUUGCCUGGCUAAUGUAUAACCAAGGUGACCAGCAAAGAUCUAUGAAAUAUUAUCAAGCAGCCUUAAAUGAUUCAACAGCAAGUGAUAUGGAUAGAGCUCUAUGCAAUCGCGGACUAGGACUAAUUGCUGGUGAAAAGAAAGAAUUUGACAAACAAAUACUCUAUCGAACGAACGAAAGAGAAUUAUUCAAGAAGCUAGGUCCUCUCGAGUAUUUUAUUGAUAUUGGUCAAGCACAAACGGCUAUUGGAGAAGCCUAUGUUUUUAAGAGAGAAUUUGAAAAGGCGUUUAAUUAUCUUUUAGCAUCGCUCCUUCUACUUCCUGUUAAUGAUUUUGGACGAGCAAAUGUCUUCAUGGUAAUAGCUAAUUUAUAUGAUGAGAAAGGUGAAUUUGAAUUAGCACUUCAAUUCUAUAUGGAAGUACUUAAGAUUUAUCGACAGCACUUAGAUGAAAAUGACUUUAAUUUUGGAAGACUGUACAGUGAUAUUGGAUUAACGUAUGGAAAAGUCCGCGAUUUUCAAUCGCAAUUAAAGUAUUAUCAUAAAGCACGUGAAAUAUUUCUCAAAUCUUCACACCCGGAUCAUCAACAAAUAGCUAACAUGGAUGAUAAUAUUCAGCGUGCAAUAAUACAACAAAAAUUCUUCGAAACGUGC
Messenger RNA from Adineta steineri, 1843 nucleotides. The record is from the annotation of a GenBank genome assembly. NCBI's taxonomy places the organism in Eukaryota, Metazoa, Rotifera, Eurotatoria, Adinetida, Adinetidae.